GGCCGUUACGUCAUUGAUCGAGAUGGCAGCCUCUUUCGCCACGUCUUAAACUAUCUUCGCAACAAAUCUCUCAUUCUUCCGGAGAACUUUGCCGAGUGGGAGCAGCUUCGUCUGGAGGCGGAGUACUACGGCCUGGAGGCGAUGGCCAGUGCUCUCAAGUGCCAAGCGCCGUCAGCGAGUCCGGGGUACAUCACCGUCGGCUACCGAGGCUCCUUCGCCUUUGGCCGGGACGGCCUGGCGGACGUCAAGUUUCGCAAGUUCACCAAGAUUCUGGUCAGCGGUCGGGUGGCCAUCUGCCGGGAGGUGUUCGGCGACACGCUGAAUGAGUCGCGCGAUCCAGAUCACUGCGACGACGACAAUCGCUACACGGCGCGCUUCUUUCUCAAGCACCUCAUGCUGGAGCAGGCCUUCGACUGUCUGCAGGAGUCGGGUUUCCGCUGCGUCGGCUCUUGUGGUUCCGGUACGGCCUCCAUGCCCGCCAAUGAGCCGCAGAAGCCGGGCAUUGAGUCAGAGGAAACCCGUUGGAAUCACUACAACGAGUUUGUCUUCUGUCGUCCUUAA
Messenger RNA from Rhagoletis zephyria (snowberry fruit fly), 561 nucleotides. The record is from RefSeq and is a predicted model, not a curated record. Lineage: Eukaryota; Metazoa; Arthropoda; Insecta; Diptera; Tephritidae.